This is a messenger RNA of Pristis pectinata (smalltooth sawfish), 632 nucleotides long. It is a transcript of the gene mrpl13, whose product is annotated as mitochondrial ribosomal protein L13. Gene Ontology annotation, molecular function: structural constituent of ribosome; mRNA binding. Gene Ontology annotation, biological process: translation; negative regulation of translation. Lineage: Eukaryota; Metazoa; Chordata; Chondrichthyes; Rhinopristiformes; Pristidae. Gene Ontology annotation, cellular component: mitochondrial large ribosomal subunit; ribosome. The record is from RefSeq and is a predicted model, not a curated record.
AUGUCGAAUUUCACCAAAGUUGCACAGCAAUGGGUCUUUUCAAGGAUAUGGUAUUUGAUUGAUGCCAAGAUGCAACCACCUGGAAAGAUUGCAACUAUGUGCUCCGUCAGACUGCAGGGGAAACAUAAACCGAUCUACAUGCACUGAGUGAGUGAUUGUGGUGACCACGUUGUAGUGAUAAAUACAAGGCACAUUGCAUUCUCUGGAAAUAAGUGGGAACAGAAGGUGUACUCCUCUCACAGUGGUUAUCCUGGUGGAUUUAAGCAAGUGACUGCUACCCAGCUACACCUGAAGGAUCCCACUGCAAUUGUAAAGUUGGCUAUCUAUGGUAUGCUGCCAAAGAAUUUGCAUCGAAGAACCAUGAUGCAAAGGUUGCAUCUCUUCCCAGACGAGACAAUUCCUGAUGAAAUACUUAAGAACUUGGUAGAAGAGCUCCCACAGCCGCGCAAGAUUCCCAGAAGAUUGAAUGAGUACACUCAAGAGGAGAUUAAUGCCUUCCCAAGAUUAUGGACACCACCCGAGGACUACCGAAUGAAGUGAAUACAUUCCCAAAGGAAGAUGGAGAUAAUCCAAAAAUCUAUUUAUUUUUCACAUUUCUGGUUUUCAGAAUUAAAAGUGGUUUCUUUCCCAUA